UUUUCAAUCAUCUCCAACGUUUCCAGAAAGGUAGUUUCGAUUGCUGCUCAUGUAUCUUACUUAACACCAUCAUCGCUAAUCUCUGUGAUUCUUGUCCAGUGUCUCUAACCUCCCUCGCAAUGUCGAGUCAAGAAGAUGAAGUCCCGAACGAGCUUAACGAGCGACUGGUGCAGGAAUCAGAAAGCGAAGAGUCCAACAACGGAGCUUCUUUCAACGGAGCCGUCUUCAACCUCACAACAACGAUCAUCGGUGCUGGAAUCAUGGCUCUGCCCGCGACGAUGAAGAUCCUCGGAAUCGUUCCCGGAAUCGUGAUGAUCAUUCUCAAGGCUUUCUUGACCGACACGACGAUCGAGUUCUUGCUUAGGUUUAGCGGAGGAAUCGGAUCGUACGGUGCUUUGAUGGAAGACUCUUUCGGUAGACCUGGAAGGAUUGCGUUGCAAGUCACUGUUCUUGUUAGCAACAUUGGUGUUUUAAUCGUUUACAUGAUCAUCAUCGGUGAUGUUUUGCACGUUAUGCUUAAAGAUUGGUGUGGAGAAACCUGGUGGGACCAGAGAACUAUUGUUCUUCUCUUUACAACUCUAUGCGCCCUUGCUCCAUUCACAGCCUUCAAGCGCAUUGAUGAUUUGAGAUACACAUCUGCCUUAUCACUUGUUCUAGCGCUUGUAUUUCUUUUCAUCACUGGAGGAAUCGUGGUUACAAAGUUUUUCAGAGGUGGUUUGAUGAAGCCAAAACUGUUCCCAAGUCUCACUGACUUGUCAUCCUUCUGGAAACUCUUCACCGUUGUUCCUGUCCUUGUCAGCGCAUUCAUUUGUCAUCCUAACGUCCAUAAUAUACAGAACGAGCUUCAAGACCCCACUCAGAUCAAACCCGUUGUGCGAUCAGCUCUCAUCAUCUCCUCCUCUGUUUACAUAAUGACAAGCUUGUUCGGAUACCUCUUGUUUGGUGAAUCUACUCGUGGUGACGUUCUGAGAAAUUUUGAUGCCGAUCUUAACAUCCCUUUUGGUUCGGUUCUCAGUAAAGCAGUCAGACUCAGCUAUGCAUCUCAUCUCCUACUUGUCUUCCCUAUUAUCUUCUAUCCUUUGCGGGUUAACGUGGACGGUCUCUUCUUCCCUACCGCUCCAUCACUUACCACCUCUAACCUGAGGUUUGCCUCCAUCACUGCGGCUCUCAUUGCUGUAAUCUUUGUUGGUGCAAACUUCAUUCCCAACAUCUGGGUUGCUUUCCAAGUCACUGGAGCUACAGCUUCUCUCUGCAUCGGUUUCAUAUUCCCUGCUGCUGUCAUCUUAAAGGAUCGGCAUAACCAAGCAACAAAGAUGGACAAGACCAAAUCUGUUUUCGUGAUAGUCGUUGCAGUUUUCUCCAAUGCAGUCGCCAUGUACAGUGCCUUUGUCAGGAAGAACCAAUCCAUAUUUCCAAAUGUGAUCGAAGAUUGAUUUUGUUUGCUUCUCUUAGUUUAGAUAGUUCUAAACAGCAUUAUGAAUAGUUAGUUGUAGGAGAUCCUUUGUUUCUUUUACUGUAAAGAAAACUUGAGAAAUGUUGUUACAGUUGCUAUAAUAAAAAAAAAAUUUCACUAAGAGUUUUUUUGCCUUU
Messenger RNA from Raphanus sativus (radish), 1590 nucleotides. RefSeq names its product amino acid transporter AVT6B. The coding region runs from base 120 to 1433 and encodes 437 amino acids. Gene Ontology annotation, biological process: amino acid transmembrane transport. Gene Ontology annotation, molecular function: amino acid transmembrane transporter activity. NCBI's taxonomy places the organism in Eukaryota, Viridiplantae, Streptophyta, Magnoliopsida, Brassicales, Brassicaceae. The transcript is spliced from 5 exons. The record is from RefSeq and is a predicted model, not a curated record.